Manis pentadactyla (Chinese pangolin) is the source of this 2692-nucleotide messenger RNA. RefSeq names its product cyclin-dependent kinase 11B. NCBI's taxonomy places the organism in Eukaryota, Metazoa, Chordata, Mammalia, Pholidota, Manidae. Bases 92 to 2461 code for a protein of 789 amino acids. Gene Ontology annotation, molecular function: ATP binding; cyclin-dependent protein serine/threonine kinase activity. Gene Ontology annotation, biological process: protein phosphorylation; regulation of mitotic cell cycle. Gene Ontology annotation, cellular component: nucleus. The record is from RefSeq and is a predicted model, not a curated record. The transcript is spliced from 20 exons.
CGCCGGAAGUGACGACACUCCUGGCGCGCGCCGGGCGCUGUUUCUUCCUCAGGCUCCGGGACAGGCGGCGGCGCAGGGUGUUUUAACUCAAAUGGGUGAUGAAAAGGACUCUUGGAAAGUCAAAACCUUAGAUGAAAUUCUUCAAGAAAAGAAAAGACGGAAGGAACAAGAGGAGAAAGCAGAGAUAAAACGCUUAAAAAAUUCUGAUGACCGGGAUUCCAAGCGGGAUUCCCUUGAGGAAGGGGAGCUGAGGGACCAUCGCAUGGAGAUAACAAUAAGGAACUCACCGUACCGAAGAGAGGACUCCAUGGAAGACAGGGGUGAGGAAGAUGAUUCUUUGGCUAUCAAACCACCCCAGCAAAUGUCUCGGAAAGAAAAAGCCCAUCACAGGAAAGACGAAAAGAGAAAAGAGAAACGUAGGCAUCGCAGCCACUCAGCAGAAGGGGGUAAGCACGCUAGAGUGAAAGAAAAAGAAAGAGAGCAUGAACGUCGGAAACGACAUCGAGAGGAGCAGGAUAAAGCUCGUCGAGAAUGGGAAAGACAAAAGAGGAGGGAAAUGGCAAGAGAACAUUCCCGGAGAGAAAGAGACCGUCUGGAGCAGCUGGAGAGGAAGCGGGAGCGGGAACGCAAGAUGCGGGAGCAGCAGAAGGAGCAGCGGGAGCAGAAGGAGCGGGAGCGGCGGGCGGAGGAGCGGCGCAAGGGGCGCGAGGCCCGGCGGGGAGUUUCUGCCCAUCAUCGCACCAUGAGGGAGGACUAUGGCGACAAGGUGAAAGCCAGCCACUGGAGUCGCAGCCCGGCACGGCCACCGCGGGAGCGGCUCGAGCUGGGGGACAGCCGCAAGCCAGUGAAGGAAGAGAAAAUGGAAGAGCGAGACCUGCUCUCCGACUUGCAAGACGUCAGCGACAGCGAGAGGAAGACCAGCUCGGCCGAGUCCUCGUCGGCGGAGUCCGGCUCGGGCUCGGAGGAGGAGGACGAGGAGGAGGACGAGGAGGAGGACGAGGAGGAGGAGGGGGCGAGCAGCAGCGAGGGGUCGGAGGAGGACGACGAGGACGAGGACGAGGAGGACGACGAGGAGGAGGGGACGGGAAGCGGCUCGGAGGACGCGUCCGGCCGGUCGGCCGAAGAAGUGAGUGAGGAGGAGAUGAGCGAAGGGGAGGAGCGGGAGCAGGAGGACCGCGUCCCGGCCGUUCCAGAGUCACGAUUCGACCGAGACUCCGGAGAAAGCGAAGAAGGAGAGGGAGAAGCGGGCGAGGGCACCCCGCAGAGCAGCGCCCUGACCGAGGGCGACUGUGUGCCCGACUCCCCGGCCUUGUCGCCUAUCGAGCUCAAACAGGAGCUGCCCAAGUACCUGCCCGCCCUGCAGGGCUGCCGGAGCGUGGAGGAGUUCCAGUGCCUCAACAGGAUUGAGGAAGGCACCUAUGGGGUGGUGUACAGAGCGAAGGACAAGAAGACAGACGAAAUCGUGGCUCUGAAGCGGCUGAAAAUGGAGAAGGAGAAGGAGGGCUUCCCAAUCACGUCGCUGAGGGAGAUCAACACCAUCCUGAAGGCCCAGCACCCCAACAUAGUCACUGUCAGAGAAAUAGUCGUGGGCAGCAACAUGGACAAGAUCUACAUCGUCAUGAACUAUGUGGAGCACGACCUCAAGAGCCUGAUGGAGACCAUGAAGCAGCCUUUCCUGCCAGGGGAGGUGAAGACGCUGAUGGUCCAGCUGCUGCGUGGCGUGAAGCACCUGCACGACAACUGGAUCCUGCACCGUGACCUCAAGACAUCCAACCUGCUACUGAGCCAUGCUGGCAUCCUCAAGGUGGGGGACUUUGGGCUGGCACGGGAGUACGGGUCCCCCUUGAAGGCCUACACCCCAGUGGUCGUGACCCUGUGGUACCGUGCCCCCGAGCUGCUGCUGGGCGCCAAGGAGUACUCCACGGCCGUGGACAUGUGGUCAGUGGGCUGCAUUUUUGGGGAGCUAUUGACUCAGAAGCCACUGUUUCCUGGGAAGUCGGAAAUCGAUCAGAUCAACAAAGUAUUUAAGGACCUGGGGACCCCCAGUGAGAAAAUCUGGCCUGGCUACAAUGACCUGCCUGCAGUCAAGAAGAUGACUUUCACGGAGUACCCCUAUAACAACCUCCGCAAGCGCUUCGGGGCCCUGCUCUCGGACCAGGGCUUUGAUCUCAUGAACAAGUUCCUAACCUACUUCCCUGGGCGGAGGGUCAGCGCAGAGGACGGCCUCAAGCACGAAUAUUUCCGCGAGACCCCCCUCCCGAUCGACCCCUCCAUGUUCCCCACAUGGCCCGCCAAGAGCGAGCAGCAAAGGGUGAAGCGCGGCACCAGCCCUCGGCCCCCUGAGGGAGGCCUGGGCUACAGCCAGCUGGGUGACGAUGACUUGAAGGACACAGGCUUCCACCUCACCACCACAAACCAGGGGGCCUCAGCUGCAGGCCCUGGCUUCAGCCUCAAAUUCUGAGGUUCAGGGUGGACCCCAGCCCAUGCCUUGGGAGCUCCGACAGACAAGGCUUAGCCGGGACCGGGGGCAGUUACUGGAAGAGGUGUCUCGGUCCAGACCCAGGUCUCCCUGACGGGAUGCAGCUACUGUGGGUCAUGACCUCAAGUCUCGGACUGUUGAUUUUUCCACAUUUCGUUUUUAUUUUUAAUUGUAAAUUUCUAGAAUUAAAUCACAUUUUUCCUUGUGGAAGAA